ACGCCCCGCCUUCUCUGAAUCAUGCACUCACAUUAACAAGGAAAUACAUCUCUCUUCAAACUAGUAAUUCCUCUGACUCCCGUUAGUUUCUCAUCCCGAUGUGUUCGUGCGGUUCUUCGGGGGACCAGCGCCUCCUGGGGGCACUUUCGCUGUAACGCGGUGCGACGGCACCACGUGGGUCUAUCCACCGCUACCGACCGGCGAGCUGUUCCUGGUGACGACACAUCGCGGAGCCCGGGAACACAGAAUAUGGAGCACCUGCCAGAUGACAACUCCAGAUACAAAGACAUCGACUAUUGGGAUGAAAGAUACAAGACGGAGCAGUGCUUCGACUGGCUGGGCAGCUUCUCCAAAUUCCAGCAUCUUCUGGAAAAACAUGUCCACAAAGAAGACUCUAUUCUGAUACUAGGUUGUGGAAACAGCAGUAUGAGCGGUGACAUGUACAGUGCCGGCUACCGCUCCAUCACCAACGUGGACUACUCCUCUGUGUGCGUCCAGCACGAUGAGGGCCAGGCACAGCGACCGCCCGGCAUGACCUGGCAUCAGAUGGACAUGCGCCAGCUCUCCUUCCCCGAUGAGUCCUUUGAUGUCAUCCUAGAGAAGGCCACGCUGGACGCCAUCAUGGUGGAAGAGAAGACGUCCUGGGAGGUGUCCCCUCAAGCUGCCGUUUUCUUUCACCAAGCACUCACACAGGUAUCGUGAAAAUUCAAAUUCUGUAAAACUUCACAGGAGUUGAAUAUUUCUGUGUUAUUGGAAAUCCUUGCCAAUAAUUAGUUCAUUUAGCAUAAGCCCUCUCAUUGUGUUCUGUAUGUCAUUGUAGCACAUUUUUCAAAGGGGUUUAAUGCUAAAAGUUGCACCUUACAUUUCAGCUGUGUUUGAGAUGUGAGCAGCACUUGGAUAAAGUCCUAGAGCAAAGUUAUAUCCAAUUGAUUCAUUCUUAAUCAUUAGAAGAAACCAACUAAACAUAUUGAACAUAUAGGCCUCCAUUUUUCUGCAUCAUGCCUCUCCCAUACUCCCAUGUGCUUUAGUGGUUCUUAACAGUAUACGGGACAAUCUUGUUAAAAAACAAAUGCUCAGCUCUUAUCAAGUCAGACUCAACAACUCCCAAAGUCUGUUUAACUUCUAUGCUUCAAGAGUUGGGGGAUGUUUUUCUUUUGGAA
Messenger RNA from Pseudoliparis swirei, 1160 nucleotides. RefSeq names its product EEF1A lysine methyltransferase 4-like. The record is from RefSeq and is a predicted model, not a curated record. The transcript has 3 exons. Lineage: Eukaryota; Metazoa; Chordata; Actinopteri; Perciformes; Liparidae. The coding region runs from base 250 to 702 and encodes 150 amino acids.